AUGAAGUCCUUUGCUACCGCGGCCAUUGCGGCCACCCUUGCUGGUUCCGUCUCGGCCACAAUUCCAAUCUACUCCUCUGGCAAGACUUGCCACAACAUCACUGUCCCUGUGUGCAUCACUGCGCGCAACGGUGUGUUUGACAAGGAAAAGCUCACGCCGAAGAGCAACAUCGAUGUGACCAACUUCAUCCUCAACAACGCUCGCCAGGGCCACAACUACACCCAGGAGCAACUCAAGGGAUACACGGACUUCACUGGCACCUACAACCUUUCCACCACAUACUGCGCUCCAACUCAUGGGGCCCCUAGCACUGUCCAGCUGCUGACCCACGGUAUUGGCUUCGAUCGUUCGUACUGGGAUUUCCCAUACAACAACUACAACUACAGCUAUGUCAACCGCGCGGUCGAGGAGUAUGGAUAUGCUACCUUCUCCCACGACCGCCUCGGAAUAGGCAUGUCGAGCCACGGCGAGCCAGUCAACGAGAUUCAGGUCGCUCUCGAGGUUGCCGCUCUCAAGGAGCUGACCGAUCUGCUCCGUGCUGGCAAGAUCGCUGGUGUCCCCAAGUUUAAGAAGGUUCUUCACGUUGGACACUCGUUCGGCUCCGUACAGAGCUACGCUCUGGCCGCUAUGUAUCCUGACAUUACCGACGGUCUUGGUCUUACUGGUUUCUCUCAGAAUGGAACUUUCUUGCCAUUCUUCCAGUACGGUGGUGACUUUACCCAGGCGAAUUUGAACCCUGCGUUGAAGUCCUAUGUUGAUGGCUACCUCGCUCCAGCCUCCGCCUCUGCUGUCCAGACCAACUUCUUUGCUGAGGGAGACUUCGACCCUAAGAUCCUCGAGGUUGCCACUAUGACCGGUCAGCCCGUAACCGUCGGUGAGCUCCUCACCAUCGGCGGUGCCGCCGCCGCCAAGAACCCUACCAAGGCCCCGGUCCUCAUCAUCACCGGUGAGAGGGACGUUCCAUUCUGUGGUGGAGACUGCUUCAUCGCCCCAACUGGCUUCAAGUCGAUCCCUCAGACUUCCGCCGCCAUGUUCCCAAACACUCGCAAGUUCCAGGUCGACAUCGUUCCUGGUGCUGGACACGGCCUCAACCUCCAGUACAGCCAUCCUCAGACCUACACCUCCAUCCUUGAAUUCUUCAAGGCCAACGGUGCCGGACCAAACGCACUUUUGCGCCGCGUGUAA
Molecule: messenger RNA, 1185 nt
Organism: Ramularia collo-cygni
Lineage: Eukaryota; Fungi; Ascomycota; Dothideomycetes; Mycosphaerellales; Mycosphaerellaceae
Exons: 4
Coding region: 1-1185 (394 amino acids)
Source: RefSeq, a predicted model, not a curated record